Messenger RNA from Chara braunii, 3009 nucleotides. Lineage: Eukaryota; Viridiplantae; Streptophyta; Charophyceae; Charales; Characeae. The record is from the annotation of a GenBank genome assembly.
CGAUUUUUGGAACAGAACUCUGCAGUGAAGUAUGGGAGGUUUGACGUGGAUUGCUGCCGUGCUUGGGCAGAUUGCCUCGAGGGAUGGUCGUAAGGCGACGAUGAACGUGGACGAUAGCAACGACCACAGAAUGGGAGUCGGAGUCGGAGUCGGAGUCGGGACUAUUGACGGAGGAGACCGGGCGGACCGGGUGGGAGUGGUCGCCGACCCCGUAAUGGAGUGGGAAGGGGGGUCAGCACAAGAAUUUUGGGGGGGGCAGAGUUCUACCCCCUGCGGCUCCUCCUCCAAUGGGUGGAGAUCGCCGGCAGCAGCAUCUGAUCUUGAGUCCGCCGGCGCGCAUUACCGAUCCAACGGCGGCGGAACGUGCGCGCUGCCGAUCUUCGCGGCCACUGCAAAAUCCCGUAUUUCUCCGCGCAUUCUGACGCAGGAUGAGCGGGUGAAGUCUGAAGUCGAGCGAGUAAGGAAGACAACGCGGGCGAUUCAUCCGCAGGACGGCCGAUUAUGCAUCUGGCGAUCGUUCUUGCUGAUUCCCCUGUGGUACUCCGUGGUCUGCAUUCCGUUCGCUGUGGGUUUUCUAGACAAGAUCGACUGGCAGUUUGCUGUGUACGACUCUGUGUUUGACUCUCUGUUUAUCGCUGAUAUGGUUUUGACCUUCUUCGUCGCUGUCAAGGACGAGAAAACGAGGGAGUUGCUGACAGAUCGCUCCCAAAUCGCGAUACGCUACAUAACGUCGGUAAGAUUCUGGUUGGAUUUGCUUUCGUCGAUUCCAUGGGAAGGGAUUUUCUGCCUCUGCAAAGGCGGAAAACCGGUGACCGGCGGCGUUGUAAUCGCCAUCAUCCGAGUGCUCGCCUUGUUGAGGUUGUAUCGUGCGCCUGAAGUGUUCGAUACCUGGACUCAGAUGGAAAACGACGUUCGGUUUAAUUACGCGAUUGUCCGAGUGUCUCGGCUUUUUGCUGUGGUCAUGCUGACAGCGCACAUGGCUGGAUGCGGGUUCCACUUGCUUGUCUUGGUAAAGUCUGAACACGACCGCGAGAACACCUGGAUCGUACAGGCAAUUCCGAAUUAUGCCGAACAGCCGACCAGGUUCAAGUACCUUUGCUCGAUUUACUGGGCGAUUCUGACGCUAUCGAGUAUCGGUUAUGGCGAUUUCCUUCCUUCCAACUCCGAGGAGCGAAUCUUCGCGGCGCUGUACGCUAUCAUCAGCAUGUUUAUGCUUUCGUACGCUCUGGGCAGUAUGACAGAUCUUUUGGUCAAGGGAAGAAACACCCUGGAGCUGCACAACAAACUGGGGGAACUCCGUGCUUUCGCCGCGCAGGAGAAACUGCCUUAUGACGUGGAACAGCAGCUGAGAGGCGAGCUGAUCACGACCUGCAGGACCGCGAAGGAGAAGAGGCACAUCUUGGACGACUUUCCGCGGCACGUGCGGGUCUCCGUCGUCCGCCAUCUCUAUCAGGCGGCGGUGGAUGGGAGCGAGCUCUUCAAGAACUGCUCCGAGUUGUUCAAGGCGCAAGUGGCAGCGCAUUUGCAGCCGGAAUUUUUCCGCGUCGAUUGUGUCGUCUUGAUGCAAGGGGACGUGACUGGUGACAUGUAUUUAGUCUUAGAUGGUUGCCUAAUUAGGGAAGCGAAGUCGAGUACAGGUAGACGGGACCCAGUAGCGAUGCUCCAUCCCGGCGACAUUUUUGGUAAAGUAGCUAUGCUUUGUAACGUACCUCAGACGCUCACAGUUAGGACUCUUUCGCCUUGUCGUCUUCUGCGAAUAGACAAGGAAUCGUUCUUGAGACUUCUUCACGCUUAUCCGACGGACAGCCGACAAGUUUUGAGCAAUCUGUUGGAACGGAUGACAGCCAGGUCACCAGGCGAAGAGGUAGCCGGGGACAACCGGCGUCUCGCAGUCGAAAUCACGUCUCUCAUCGCGAGGCACGACGAGGAGAUCACGACCGCCCUUUGCAAAGCCGCAUCGAGGGGUGACGUUCUCUUCUUGCAGGAGCACCUCCGCGCCGUCUACUCUCCUGAUGUCGCCAACUACGACGGCCGCACGCCGAUGCAUCUUGCAGCCGCCAGCGGUAAUGAAGCGUGUGUCAAAUUGCUAAUCAAGGAAGGCGCGUCGGUCCAUGUCGUCGAUAGCUUUGGACACACUCCUCUGUUUGAGGCGGUCACUCGGAAUCAUCGUGGAACUAUCAGAGUUCUGAGAGAGAAGGGCGCCACGCUGACGCUUCCCUAUCCGGGCAACACACUGUGCGAGGCGGUGGGGUCAGGCAACCUCGUGUACUUGGAGAAUCUGCUGGAAAACGGGGCGGACGCAAGCGCGCUCGACUACGGCGGGCGGACAGCGCUGCAUGUGGCGUGCUCGUCUUGCCAGCUGCCUGCCGUAAGGCUGCUGCUCAAGCAUGGGGCCAGGCUCGACAUCUGCGAUUUCGACGGCCGCACGCCUUACGAUGUUGCCCUCCGGUGUGGAGACCAGCAGGUCGUCCAAGCUCUCAAAGCGCACGGGAUGGAGUGUGACCAAAGGUAGGAACGUUCUGAUCAGCCUUCUCCUUCUCCAGGGAGAGCGCGUAGACUGUCGCUCUGGGGCCCCAGUGUCGGUCGAUGAUGUCAGUCAGAGCUUCACAAGACGAUCCCUCGGCGCCAAGCCAGCAAGCCGCAUUGCAGUUUUUUUUUUUUUUUUUUUUUUUUUUUUUUUUUUUGAAACAGGUCGUUAGGAUAACCUAUCCCUGGUUGUAUUUGAUUCGAUUCGUAGAGAAGUUUCAAUUAGAAGCAGCUUGUCUUUGGUUUUGCUUUAAAGUUGUCUUUUUUCGUCAAUGCCCUUUUCGUCAAUAGCCCUUUUCGUCAAAUGCCCUUCAUGACUUGAUCAGCUUUCCCCUUUCGUCUCCUAUUUACAUCUCAUCUUUUGCUGCCAAUCUCGUGGCGUUGUCCUUGUCAUAUACCUGCGAGUGCGUUGAAUGGCUUGACUAUGGUUCUUGCUUCGGUCACUAUUUCGAAGUAUCUGUGAAGUAAAGACGUUAUUGACGA